This is a messenger RNA of Bactrocera dorsalis (oriental fruit fly), 1609 nucleotides long. RefSeq lists its product as uncharacterized. NCBI's taxonomy places the organism in Eukaryota, Metazoa, Arthropoda, Insecta, Diptera, Tephritidae. Bases 410 to 1114 code for a protein of 234 amino acids. Gene Ontology annotation, cellular component: nucleus. The record is from RefSeq and is a predicted model, not a curated record. The transcript is spliced from 2 exons.
CUACCAGAAAUCUUUAACAAUUUGCUUGAAGUCUUCUUAUUAGGCUCAGGUACAUAAACAGCGCCUAACUUCGCCCAAAGGACAUCAGGGGGGUUACUCUGUAAGGCGUUUCGCAAGUGAAAAAGCUCGUAAAUGAAAAAAAGCAACUCUGUAAGGCGACAAGCGCAUUGGAAAUUUCGUUUUGCGCACUUAUUUUUACCCCUUCGCAAUGGCAGCACUCUGUAUUGCGUAAACGACUGUCAAAUCUGUGCGUUUAACGUAUUUUUGAUUCGAUAUCAAACUGGCAAACGCAACGGACAAAAAAUGUAAGUUUAUAAGGCAUAUUUGUAGUUUUAAUUAAAAAAUAAAUUAUUUAACAGGGAAAAAUAAACAGACAAACCCAACACAGUUCGAAAUUUUAAUCAAUUUUAUGAAUACACAUUCGGAACUUUCCAAAGGACAACUUAAAACUGUGGACGCGAAAAAUGCAGCAAAUAAUUUGUGGAAAGAGUUGGUAUGUGACCUUAAUGCUGCGGGGCCACCAUCGCGCGAUGUUUUAAAAUGGAAAAAGGUUUGGUCGGAUUAUAAAACCCAUUUAAAAGCAAAAAUGCGGCGGAACAAAGUAAGUAUUUCUGGAACUGGUGGUGGUCCUCCAAGUCAUUGCUCCUUAACACCGUUGGAGGAGCAGGUUAGUGAACUUCUGGCAAUGGAAAUAUCCGUCAGUGGAAUAAGCGGCACCUCAGAAUUUGGUGCAGCACAAUUAACACAACCAAGUGGGUCAGACAUCACAACCGACGAAUUCCGACAGAAUGAACCAACGCCAGUGGAUGAAAUGCCACAUUGUUCACGACAAAGAGUCGCUCCGCAAAAGAAAGAUAGCCUUUUAAAUAAGCAGGUGGAUAACCAAAUCGCUUAUCACAAAGGCUCAUUAAAAGUGUUAUCUGAAAUUAAUGAAAAUCUGAAGAUAAUUUCAAAAUGUAUGAAAAAAAAACAUAAAAUGGCUAAAAGAAAAUAUAAAUUGGCUGUUGAAAAAUUCGAACACAAAAAAAGGAUUGAUUUGGACAAAACAAAACUAAAAUAUGCAACACUAGAACUAAAAAAGCAAAUGCUUGAAAUUGAACGGUGCGGCCAAUAAAAAUAUUGUAUUUUAGUUAUUGAUAUUGAAGUCUGUUACUUUUUUGUAAUACUUACUGAUAAUUACUUAUUUAUUAUAUUAAUAGUUUAAAUGAAUUGUUUUGAUUUAAAAACGUAUUUUGUGUUGAUGUGAUAGUUUUUACUUUUUAUUACAUACAAGUAUGUAAUACUUACAUAUAUAGAUAUGUAUACACAUGUGCAAGAGACUAAAGCUUUAUAUCAUUAAUGUGAAUUUUAAUCAAAUAAAUGUGAAAAUGUGAAAAAUUAAAAUGUUUACUUAACUAAAUAGUGUUAUAUGGUUAUUAAGUAGUCAUACUGUUUUUUAUUUGAUCCCUUAAACGUUUAGCAAUAUUGGUUUCAUUCGCAUUUCCUAUGGUUUCAGUAUAACUAGCAUCGACUUCUUCAACUUCUAUUGCUAUAUUGGCAGGUGAUUCCACAUUAAAAAGAGUGCAAAUAUUAUGAAGAGCACAACAUACGUUCAAAAUUUGCACCACUU